AGCCAGGACUGGACCAAGAACGAUGAGAAGCUCCUGCAAGCUGUGGACUACAAUGAUGCUGGGAGGGUAACAUCUCUCCUUGUCCGCAAGGGCUUGGUCCCCACCAAGCUGGACUCAGAGGGAAAAUCUGCGUUCCACCUGGCUGCCAUGCGGGGGAAUGUGGACUGCCUGGAAGCCAUGCUGGCUCAUGGUGUGGAUGCCAUGACCAAAGAUAGCUCAGGUUACACCGCCCUGCACCUGGCAUCCAAGCAUGGCCACCCGCAGUGCGUCAGCAAGCUGCUGCAGGCCUCUUGCCCUGUGGAUGUGGCCGACAGCAGUGGCCGAACAGCGCUGCACCACGCAGCGGUCAGCGGCUGCAUCUCGUGCUCGGAGAUCCUCUGUGAUUUCAAGGCUUCCUUGAACACCAAGGACAAGGAUGGCUCCACGCCGCUGAUCCUUGCGGCCAAGAUGUGCCACUCGGAGCUGUGCCGGUACCUGCUGCACCGCGGCGCGGCUGUCAACAGCCGGGACCUGCAGGGGAGGACAGCCUUGAUGCUGGCUUGUGAGAAUGGCAGCGUGGAGACGGUGGAGGUGCUCGUCAAUGCCGGUGCCCGGGUGGCUGUGGUGGACUCCACUGGUCACGAUGCUGCACACUACAGCCUGGCCACGGGCAACGCUCUCAUCCAGCAUUUCCUGCAAGAGGCUGCUCAGCGCCGGUCCUGGGCCAGCGAAGAGGAGUCAACUGAGCAGACAUCCCAGACAUCUUCGCCCAGCCAGUCAUCCGUCAGGGAGAAAAACAGCACCCCGAGGAAGAGGAAAGCCCCUCUGCCCCCCAUGGGCGCCUCCAACCAGGAGGACCGAGACGCCUAUGAGGAGAUCGUACGACUGCGGCAGGAGCGGGCCCAGUUCUUGCAGAAGAUCCGGGGCUUGGAGCAACAGGAGAAGCAGAGACGGGAGCGGGCAGAGCUGGACGAGGGCUCCCUGCGCUCCAUGGAGAAGCAGAUCCAGGAGCUGGAGCAGCAGCUGGUGGUGCGGGAUGGUGAGAAGGAGCAGCUGGGCAAGGAGGUGGAGGCUCUGCGGAGCCGCUUGUCCUCACUGGAGAACGAGAAGGAGAACACGAGCUACGACAUUGAGACCCUGCAGGAUGAGGAGGGGGACCCGCUUGAGUUCCCAGGUAGGGCUCUGACCUCCUCCCAAGGCCCGUGUGGGGCUGGACAGCCCUCAGGGAGGAGGCACUCCAUGGUGGGGAGCAGGGGUAUGGGCAGGGAUGGCACUGGAGUCCAUGCACCCUGAGGGGCAGAGCUGCUGCUCUCCAAGAAGACGCUGAGCCCCUCGGCUGAGGAGCUGCUGGCCACGCUGCAGGGGCAGGUGCAGUCCCUCACCAUGCAGAACAAGGAGCUGAGGGAGAAAAUACAGGUGCUGGAGAACUACGAGCGGGAUGAGAGCAACGUGUCCACCCCGGGGGACUUUGUGCCUGCCAGCCUCUACAAUGCCCUCAAACAUGAGCUGGAGCAGCUGCGGGCGCAGCGUUCAGAGCCAUCGCAGGGCACAGAUGUGAGAGAUGAGGCCGGUGGGCAGCCGAAGGGGCUUACUGGUGCCCUGGGGAAAACCAAGGAAGGGAGUGCAGCACAGCAGCUUGCUGAGGAGCAGGCCUGGACCUGGG
Molecule: messenger RNA, 1642 nt
Organism: Mesitornis unicolor (brown roatelo)
Lineage: Eukaryota; Metazoa; Chordata; Aves; Mesitornithiformes; Mesitornithidae
Product: ankyrin repeat domain-containing protein 24-like
Molecular function (GO): actin binding
Source: RefSeq, a predicted model, not a curated record